UCUGAAGCUGCAGCCAGUCAGGAGUCGGAGAAGGAAAGGAGCAACACAAUCCCCUUCACCCCCUUCCCCGAAAUACAGAAACUCCCCACUUUUUACAGACCCUAUUCCCCACGGCGUUGGACUGGGAAUCUCUUGGAUCGUCUCUGCUGCGUGAUGCUUUUUUUAAACCUUAUUCUUCUUAUCACCAUCAUCACUGGAAGAUUUCCUUCCCUGAUGUUCCUUCGCUUCGGGAAGUUUGGGGCAAAGGAAGUGCUUUUCGUCUCAAACCUGCUGGAGUGUGUCAUAAGGAUUUAAUGUUUUUCCUUCCCCGAUUUUUAAUUUCGCUUUUUGAGGGCGACGAAGAAGAUACCUCUUGAUUGUUGGGAGACUCGCUUGGCAAACAGACCCAGGAUCGGAAGUCCCUCGGCUCUCUUGUGUUGUGGAAAUUGGGAGAGAGACGUUCUCCAGCUGAUUGGAUCCCAGCUUCUCAUAUUUUGGAGGAAUAAUACCACUAUCAACUGGAUAAUAUCCAAGAAGAGAAUCCUUUUUUCUCUCCUUCACCCCAAACUCAGCCCUGGGAUUGAGGUCUAACAGUCCCAGAAAGAAAACACUGAAGAGCGUUGGUUCACCAACAUGAUGGGUCCUUCUCAAAGGACAUACCUGAUCCUGGGCUGCUUCUUGACAGGUCCAUGGUUAGCCUCCUGCCAGACUUUGUUUCCUACUAUUUUUCCAAACAAAGAUGAAAUGGAGGUGCAUCUGAAUUCCCCCUUCACCUUGAAAUGUUCCGGAGACAGUGAAGUAAACUGGCAGCACCCAAUACCUGAAGACAAUGAUACUAUAGACAUCAGAAAUGAAGAAAACAAUAGCGGCCUUUUUGUCACUGUGCUGGAAGUCAAAAACGCAUCUGCUUCCCAUACUGGACUGUAUACUUGCUACUACAAUCAUUCCCAAGAAGAAGAAGGGGAGGUUGAGGGAAAGGAUAUCUAUAUCUUUGUGCCAGAUCCAGCUGUCCCCUUUGUCCCUACAUCUCCUGAAGAUUCAAUCAUUGUUAUUACUGAAGAAGAUGAGACCUCCACCAUUCCUUGCCGCACGAGUGAUCCUCAUGCUCAAGUAACUUUAACAAACAGCGAAGGGAAAGUCGUGUACACCUUUUAUGACAACAGGCAAGGCUUCAUUGGAAACUUCUCUGCAGGCUCCUAUACAUGCAGGACCACUGUGAAGGCCGUGGAGUUCCUGUCUGGUGAAUUUUUUGUCUACGUUUACAAAGCAACUUCACAUCUUCAAGUUGAGGUUGGAUCCCUUAAGACUGUGUAUAAAACAGGAGAAACGAUUGUUGUAACUUGUGUGGUCUUGGAUAAUGAAGUUGUGAACUUGGAGUGGAAAUAUCCAGGGAAAGUGAGGAACAGAGGUAUCAUCUCACUCGAAGACAUCAAAGUGCCAGCCCAGAAACUGAUUUAUAACUUAACCAUUCAUGAUGCUUCAGUAAGCGACAGUGGAGAUUACGAAUGUGCAGCUCAUCAUGUCACCAAAGAGUUAAAGAAAACAAAAAGAACCAUCAUUACAGUUCAUGAUAAAGGGUUCAUUCGUCUGGAGCCCCAUUUUAAUCCCAUGGAAACAGUCAAUCUGCAUGAAGUUAAAAAAUUUGUAGUUGGUGUGCAUGCAUAUCCAGAGCCAAGAAUCUUUUGGCUAAAGGACAAUAUCACUCUGAUGGAGAAUCUCACCGAGAUUGUCACUAGUUUCAAGCAGAUCCAGGAGACGAGGUACCAGAGUGUGUUAAAAUUAAUUCGUGCCAAGGAAGAAGACAGUGGGUACUACACUCUUGUAGCACAGAAUGAAGAUGAAAUUCAAAGAUAUACUUUCUCUCUGCUUAUACAAGUGCCAGCUUUAAUUCGAGACCUAGUAGAUAAUCACCAUGGCUCUGCUGGGCAAACUGUGAAAUGCUUGGCUGAAGGGACACCUCUCCCUGAUGUGGAAUGGUUGAUUUGCAAGGAUAUAAAAAGGUGCAGCAAUGAUACUUCGUGGACUCCCCUGACUAACAAUAUCUCUGAUAUUACUAUGGAGACUCAUCUGGAUGAGAGGAACAUGGUAGAGAGCCAGGUGACUUUUCAGAAGGUGCAAGAAACGUUGGCUGUUCGAUGCCUGGCAAGGAAUGACCUUGGAACCGUAGCACGGGAACUGAAGCUUGUGGCUCCAACUUUAAGAUCAGAAUUGACUCUGGCUGCCGCAAUCCUAGUGUUGCUAGUGUUUGUAAUAAUUUCGCUGAUUGUCCUGGUUAUCAUAUGGAAACAGAAGCCAAGAUACGAAAUUAGAUGGAGAGUCAUCGAGUCUAUCAGCCCAGAUGGCCAUGAAUAUAUAUAUGUGGAUCCCAUGCAGCUGCCUUACGAUUCAAGAUGGGAAUUUCCUAGAGAUGGAUUAGUGCUGGGCCGAAUUCUUGGCUCCGGAGCUUUUGGAAAAGUAGUUGAAGGAACCGCAUAUGGAUUAAGUCGGUCACAGCCUGUCAUGAAGGUGGCUGUGAAAAUGCUGAAGCCCACUGCACGAACCAGUGAAAAGCAGGCUCUCAUGUCUGAAUUAAAGAUAAUGACCCAUCUUGGACCCCACUUGAACAUAGUCAACCUGUUAGGAGCAUGUACAAAAUCAGGUCCAAUUUACAUCAUAACAGAAUACUGCUUUUAUGGAGACUUGGUGAACUAUCUGCAUAAAAACAGGGACAACUUUCUGAACCGAAACCCUGAAAAGACAAAGAAAGAUUUGGACAUCUUUGGGAUGAACUCGGCUGAUGAAAGCACUAGGAGCUAUGUCAUCCUGUCAUUUGAAAAUAAUGGUGAAUACAUGGAUAUGAAGCAAGCAGAGACCACACAGUAUGUGCCGAUGCUAGAAAGGAGAGACAGGUCAAAAUAUUCUGACAUCCAGAGAUCUCUGUAUGAUAGACCUGCUUCAUAUAAGAAAAAAUAUCUGUCUGAACAAGAUGUUCUGAAUCUUCUUUCAGAUGAUAAUUCAGAAGGCCUCAGUUUGCUGGACCUAUUGAGCUUUACCUACCAAGUUGCCCGGGGAAUGGAGUUCUUAGCAUCGAAAAAUUGUGUACACCGUGAUUUGGCAGCAAGGAAUGUCCUCCUGGCUCAAGGAAAAAUUGUGAAGAUCUGUGACUUUGGUCUGGCUAGAGAUAUUAUGCAUGAUUCAAACUAUGUCUCCAAAGGCAGCACCUUCCUUCCAGUGAAGUGGAUGGCACCUGAGAGCAUUUUUGACAACCUAUAUACAACAUUAAGUGAUGUUUGGUCUUAUGGCAUUCUGCUCUGGGAAAUAUUUUCUCUUGGUGGCACCCCAUAUCCUGGCAUGAUGGUUGAUUCUACAUUCUAUAACAAAAUCAAGAGUGGAUAUCGAAUGACAAAACCUGACCAUGCUACCAGUGAAGUGUAUGACAUCAUGGUAAAAUGCUGGAACAGCGAACCUGAGAAGAGACCCUCUUUUUACCACUUGAGUGAAAUAGUUGAGAAUCUUUUGCCUGGAGAAUACAAGAAGAGCUAUGAGAGAAUUCACUUGGACUUCCUGAAGAGUGACCAUCCUGCUGUCACACGCAUGCGAGCAGACUGUGACAACACUUACAUUGGUGUUACUUACAAAAAUGAAGACAAACUGAAAGAUAGGGAGAGCGGCUUUGAUGAACAAAGACUAAGUGCUGACAGUGGAUACAUCAUUCCUCUGCCGGAUAUUGACCCUGUCUCAGAAGAUGAACUUGGCAAAAGGAACAGGCAUAGUUCCCAGACCUCUGAAGAAAGUGCCAUUGAAACCGGAUCCAGCAGUUCGACCUUUGUCAAGCGAGAGGAUGAAACCAUUGAUGACAUCGACAUUAUUGACGACAUUGGCAUGGAUUCCUCCGAAUUGGUUGAGGACAGCUUCCUGUAAUCCUGAAGGAAGGAGUGGACAUCCUUUGAGCUACGUGAAGUGGGAAACGAAAGCUCAGCGACUCAUGGACAAUUGACUCCGUAAGGAAAACCACUUUAAAAUAAAUACCAGGUGGCCUCGCUGGGGACACAGAGGUCUCGCUGGUUUGUGGAACAAGACCAAGAAUUUGGAAAUUGCUCUUGAAGUAUGUCAGUAGCAUCUCAGUAGUUUCAAUAGAUAGGUGGAUAAAGGAAAAGGCCACAGACAAUCCCGUUUGUGUUUCAGGGGCAUUCACAAAGGAUAUUAUUUCUACUAUGGAGAAACACCACCAAUGAAACAAUGUAAAUACUCCAUUUUUAUCUGGAUAUUUUGUGGAAUAUGCGUUUUUUAAAAGACCACUCAAGACGUCUUUGAUUUUUGCUUUCUUCAGUCUCAUUAUAAGCUGCUGUUGAACUAUCACAUGAGAUGAAGUACCUGUUAAAAAAGAAACCACUUUUGAAACUCAAAGGGAUCGGUACUAUACAAUAUUUUACCUUUCACAGCUAAUGCAAACAAGGGAAAUAAGAGGAAUUUACAAAACUUAAUACAAUAGCUUAGUAAAUGAAGUGAGAUUCUUCGUAACCAUAGAGGAAUAACUGUUACCUGUUACUACUGUUCUCAGUAUCACUAAGUAUAGUUUAUAACUACUCAUUGUCAUACAUUAAAAACACAGUACAUAAAAACUUUACUAACAAACUAAAGUAUUUUUGAUUUAAGGAUUUACAAAACAGAACUCUUCUAUUUGACUGUUAAUGGUUUUGGUAAAUUAAAAGUAGAUUAGGAAAUAGGAAAAACUAACUCAUUCUAAGGAAUCCAGAUGUAGUUUUCUGUCCUUUAGUGGAAUGGCUUUCUGAAUACAAUGGAUUGAUAUGCUAGUGAUUCCUCCUUGGAUUCAGCAGAACUCUUAGAAAUCUAAAGUUUAUUUUUAGACUUUCAUUUGCAACCAGGUUUUUCAAGUUAUUGUAUAAUACAUGCGUGUGGCUAAUCAAUCAGUAGCAAGGCUGCUUGAAGCAUUUAAGAAAUACACUGCACAUCUGAAAGUUUGUUUUGGGUUUACAUGUGGCAAAUGGAUUUGAUACACCAAAUAGUCUUUCUGAAAACGCUUCUUUCUGAGCCUGUGAUUUCUCAUUAUGUAUGUAGCUAUUUGGUGUGUAUGUGUGCUUGCACAUACAAAAGCUCUAGUUUUAGCAUUGAGUUUCAACAGAAAUGUAACUGGAUCCUGCGGUCUUUGUCAAGUUCCCCUAACUGUCCAAAGGGAGAAGUCUUUUCAGCGGCUGCAUUGGGCAUUGACUCAGGAGUAAAGCAAUUCUAAAGGCCUCCCCACACAUUACGCUUUGGCGCGGGGAGGACUAUAUACACAAUUAAGCCAUAGGAUUAACUGCAUCUAUCUCCUGUAUGUGGCAAAAAUCUCUCACUGUAAUAUGGAGAAUGGUCCUUCGCACCAUUUGAACUAAUUUCAAUCUUUUUAUCCAUUUUCAAGCAAGAAUUUGUUAGCUGCCUUCGCUUAACCAGCAUUAUGUAUGAUAGUGUAACUUUGACAAAGUUGUUUAUGCUUUCUUGUACAAUACUGGUCAUGUUUACUCAGAAGUUUCAUCUAGGUGAAUGGGACUUAUUUCCAAUUGUUUUAUUCCCAUUGCAACCACAGGCUGUGAUUUCAUUACAGAGUUUUUGAACCAGAUUGUGAAAAAAGGAAGACCUGGACAGUAUGAUUCUCAAAAAGAGAUAGCAGAAUGUAUGUUGUUUAACAUAAGCUCAUUACUUAAUUAUUACAAAAGCGUGUCAGAGUGCAAGCCUGCUUAGGAGCUGUCUCAUUACCACCCAACCAUAUUCCUUAUUUUUAAAUGUGUAGUUGCAUCACUAUAGAGAAACCUGGCUCAUUCUCAGAGGCAUGUUUUUCGUAGCACUAUACACAAGAUGCAAACCAGUUACUGAAAUCCUGUGACAAAUAUAAAGCCUUGCAUUCACUUAAUCUUGCCUAAAUCUGGCUCUGUGUAUAGGUCUGCUGGAUUUCCUGUGAGAUCUGUGGUUCCUAGUUAUUCCUUUCGUAUAGCAUAUGUGAUCAGUUGGCCAGGGUGAGCAACCACUUGGAAGAAUAUGAUGUUUUAUGUAACAAACUCACUCACCAAUUAUUGUAGUUGUGACUCAAUAAUUUACUAACAUGAUGGUUAAGGACUAACAUAUCAAUAUAGCAUGUGAUAGAGCCCCUGAGAGGACUAAAUAAUGCAGUUGAAAACAAUAGUUUGGACUGGGCCAGUGUUGAAUUAGCGAAUAAUCAAUUACAAGUUAACCUGAACCUAUGAAGUGAUGCUUUGGUGUGUUCAUGGAAGUAUCAGGCAUGAUCCUGCUAGCCUUAAGUUCUGAAAGUCUAUCUAAUUUUAGGGGAAGAUAUUUAGAGAGGUGUUUAAUCAUAUUCCACUGAAAUCAAUGGGAUUUAAAUGUACAUCUGUACAUCUGAUUUCUGCACAUGAGGCUAUUUGCAAGGGCUGCCAUGUCCAUCCCUUCUAUAUACCUAGCACUGGCAGUAUCUCUACUAAACCAAGUCCCAUUCACUGCAAAUGUGUUACUGCAGUGGCUCGAAAGGACAUAUAAAAACCUUCCUUGCAUUUGUAUUUAUCAAGUAGUUUCUCAUGCCUUCCUGCACAUGGUUUAGAUUGUUUAAUCGACAUUGAUAUUUUACAGGCCACUAAGCUAGCUAUGAUAUUCUUGCAUUGUUCUUCAUGUUAUUGUCUUCAUCCUGUGCUUGUGCUAAUCCAGAACUUGCUUUCUGUAUGCAUAGAUCACACUGCCAACUUUACAAUACCCAUCUCUUCGUUCUAUAUGCCAUCAAAUGAAUACACAUGUCUUUCGUGUCUGCAUCCCAGUAGGGAAAGAAUUGUGUAUCACUAUCUGCUCUCUCAUGCCACUCAGGCCCAACAUCUUUUGGAAUGUAACUAUUGUGGAUUGGGACCAAACUGUAGGUAUGGACCAAAAUAAUUCUUAGAUUUCUUGUCUUAAGGGAAUUACAUUUCUUGCAAUACUGCAAUGGACUGCACUUUGAAAAACUUCACAAAGACAAGAAAUCAAUGCAGGAGGUACCUCUUGAACUAAGUCUGCAUCCCACAUCCACUUUCUCUUCAGUGGGUGUAUAGGACUGCACACUUAGUUGUUCAAUACUAAUCUGGAAAACCACAACAAUCCUGGAUUUUAUUACUUUAGUGACUAUUUGAUGUUAAUCUUCCUACUAUUUUCUGUGUUGUGACUCAGUUUUGAGGGGACCACCCAACUCGUCUGUUCCACAUUCAUAUGAUGACAAUCGAAUUUUGCCUGUGAAAUAUGACUUUCCCAUUUUGAAUGGUCAACUUUAAUCCUAUAAAUGUGGUCUGCAAAUGUAUAAAACAGUCCUAUGAUAUAAUGAGGGACAUAAGAUGAGGUGAUGUUAUACAUCAAUAUGUAUAUAUGUAUUUUUAUAUCAAUUUUGAGAAGUACUGCCGAACAUUUAUAACAAGCUGUAUCACUGCCAUUGUAAUUUUUUUUAAACUGUGAUAUACUCCACAGGCACGCUGUUGCACUUUUAAAUGUCCAAAAUUUAUAUUUUAGAAUGAGAAAAGCGAGUAAGAGAGACCAAGGUUGACGAUAUUGUGAAAUAUAUGAGAACAAGCUAGAAUGAGUUGCCAUAGGUACAAAAUGUAAUGCAAAUGCCCCCAUUCUUAUUUUUGUCUUUUAAAAAACAUGUAAAUUGAGAUCUUUAUAUUUCAAUAAAUGAUAUAUAAUUUAAAGAUA
Molecule: messenger RNA, 7656 nt
Organism: Anolis carolinensis (green anole)
Lineage: Eukaryota; Metazoa; Chordata; Lepidosauria; Squamata; Anolidae
Gene: pdgfra
Product: platelet derived growth factor receptor alpha
Exons: 23
Coding region: 613-3879 (1088 amino acids)
Biological process (GO): protein phosphorylation; embryonic cranial skeleton morphogenesis; platelet-derived growth factor receptor signaling pathway
Cellular component (GO): plasma membrane; signaling receptor complex
Molecular function (GO): platelet-derived growth factor binding; platelet-derived growth factor alpha-receptor activity; ATP binding
Source: RefSeq, a predicted model, not a curated record